This is a messenger RNA of Diospyros lotus (date-plum), 667 nucleotides long. Its product is annotated as photosystem I reaction center subunit VI, chloroplastic-like. The record is from RefSeq and is a predicted model, not a curated record. The transcript is spliced from 3 exons. Bases 79 to 513 code for a protein of 144 amino acids. Gene Ontology annotation, biological process: photosynthesis. Gene Ontology annotation, cellular component: chloroplast thylakoid membrane; photosystem I; photosystem I reaction center. NCBI's taxonomy places the organism in Eukaryota, Viridiplantae, Streptophyta, Magnoliopsida, Ericales, Ebenaceae.
UCAUCUCAUAUCCCUCCUUGCUAAACAACCAACCAGUGUGGAAUUGCAGUGUGGUGGUUGGUUUUGGAGGGAAAGGCCAUGGCUUCUCUAGCAACCUUCGCCGUCGUCCACCCUACCGCCGUCAAGGGCCUCGCCGGAAGCUCCCUGGCCGGAACUAAGCUCCAUGUCAGGCCAUCCCGCCAGAGCUUCAGACCCUCCACCCAUAGAGCUGGUGCAGUGGUGGCCAAAUACGGGGAUAAGAGUGUGUACUUUGAUUUGGAGGAUUUGGGCAACACCACCGGGCAGUGGGACUUGUAUGGCUCUGAUGCUCCGUCGCCAUACAACUCCCUUCAGAGCAAAUUCUUUGAGACAUUUGCUGCUCCUUUCACCAAGAGAGGAUUAUUGCUCAAGUUCUUGAUAUUGGGAGGUGGUUCUGCUCUGGCUUAUGUUAGCGCCACUGCCUCACCAGAUCUCCUACCCAUUAAGAAGGGUCCCCAACUUCCGCCCAAGAUAGGACCACGCGGCAAGAUCUAAUUUCCUGUGACUUGUGUUCUUCGACCUUUUUAUUGUGUUCAAACUAUGUACUCUUUUCUCACUUGUAAGUAUGCUGAAAGCUAGCUUUGUCCUCUAUUAAUCAUUUGAAAAUACCUACUUCAGUGUUGAUUGGUUUAAUCGAUCACUUUGAUUA